This is a messenger RNA of Vollenhovia emeryi, 2067 nucleotides long. RefSeq names its product nucleoside diphosphate-linked moiety X motif 19, mitochondrial. The record is from RefSeq and is a predicted model, not a curated record. Gene Ontology annotation, molecular function: hydrolase activity, acting on acid anhydrides, in phosphorus-containing anhydrides. Lineage: Eukaryota; Metazoa; Arthropoda; Insecta; Hymenoptera; Formicidae. Gene Ontology annotation, cellular component: mitochondrion. Bases 837 to 1904 code for a protein of 355 amino acids. The transcript is spliced from 5 exons.
CGACGCGCUCCGAAUAUCCCGUCUGCGAGACGCAAUUUCCCCGGUUUCCUCCCCGCGUCUCGCAAUCAGAUCGACGACAAUUUCGCCGAGGGCGAACGGAGCAGUGUAGUGUACGACAGUUAAUAUAAGCGGUAAUAAAAUUGUAGGAAACGACGAGCUGCUUGUACGUUGAUUGUCGUCGGAUCUCGGUGAUGGAUAAAAGUGAUUAGCGACAAUUUCUUUGUAAACGCGGAAUAAACGUGAUAAAGAGAUCGUUUGACGAGGAGGCAGCGUGGCAGGUUCUUCCAGAUCCGAGUCGCGAGCCCGGUGAACAUUAACGGUUUCGUAACGUCAAUAUUAUAAUUUCCUACUUAACGAUGCGAACUGCGAACAGUGUCACGUUGAUGUUCUUGAGCGGAAAGUUUUAGUACCGGCGUUACGUAACUGUUGGCUGGCAUUUAGCUGGGAGCCGAAUUUGGUUAUCGCGCAUCGACGCAAGUUAUCGCCACGACGUUCGAUUGUGCCCGAUAACGAUAUUGCUCGGCAGAAUCGGGACUAGACCUUUAGUGAACGAAAGUAUUUCUUCUACGGCAUAGAAAAUAAUAAGAGUAAUUUUAACCAGUUGCAUUUAACAUAUUAAUAUUAAUUUUGUUGCAACAAUUGCCAUUGAUAUUAAUUCUUUAAAGCGAUUGCCGUCCCUAAUCUGUUAUCGCGCAAGUGCCUCGUUCGCUAGGACUCUAGUCCCGGCUCUGUUGUUCGGGCGGAGGCGGAUUUCCGUUUCGUCAUUCGCGGACCGGCAGUGAUCGACGUCUCCGCGUCGCGCGCGCAAGUGAAAUCCCCGAGAGCUCGAGGAGAAGAUGAAGGCCUGGCAGGAAGCGGCGAGCUUGAUGUUGGCGGCACGCCAUGGUCGCGCGGUGUCGCCCGCAGUCCACAAUUACGAGCUGCUGUGCCUGAAGCGUCACCAGAAGUCGAGCUUCAUGCCGGGGCUGUACGUGUUCCCGGGCGGCACGGUGGACCCGGCUGACGCGAGCCUCAAGUGGCGCGAGCACCUCGCCGCCUUCGGCCUGGGCGACGACAGGCUCGCGUCUCUGGUGCCGAAGGCCGCGUCGCGGCCGCAGAUCUUUCGCCCGCCGACGGACGGCGAGCUGCUCAGGGAGGUCUCGCUGCGCGUCACGGCGAUUCGCGAGACCUUCGAGGAGUGCGGGAUCCUGAUAUGCCGGCGCGACGUGGACGACUCACCCUCCGGCUGGGCCCAGCACGUGUCAGUUCCCGGGGGCGAGCUGCGGACGUGGCAGGAGAGGGUCCACAAUAACGCGACGGAGUUCCUCGAGCUCUGCCGCAGGCUGGAGUGCUACCCGGAUCUAUGGGCGCUGCACGAGUGGCGGAACUGGCUGACGCCCACGACCGUGUACGAGAAGCGCUUCGACACCGCCUUCUACCUCACCUGCAUGCCCCGCGUGCCGCACGCCGAGUACGAUGCCGUGGAGAUGGAGGAUCUGAAAUGGGAGACCCCGGCGCGGUUCACCACGACGGGCGUCACGCUUCCGCCGCCGCAGCAGAUCGAGAUCGCCUGGUUGACCAGGAUCAAGAAUAUCGACGAUCUCCUGAACGUUGCCGUGCAGCGCAGUCGUGAAGGCGCGAAGCUGUACAUGCCGGUGCGCGUACAAUUGAAGGACGGCGUCAUGCACCUGCUACCCGGCGACACGAUGUACCCGAGGGAACUCAGCCUGUUGGAGAAGAAGGAUAUCGACAUGUCCGACAUCACCAUGGGUGAAUUCGAGAGGAGGACCGCGGUGAAGAACAGACUGGAAUUCCUCGACACGCACGUCAAUGUAAUCUUCACGGGCGAGGACGGCAAGGACGAGCGCGUGGAAUUUUCGAUGCCCGGUUACUUCAAGAAAGCGUACGGAAACACGAAGGAAUAAAGGCGGACUCCGGCGCGUGAACAAUAGCAGAAAUAUUCCAAGUAUUUUUGUACGUCGGGGAAAUUGUCGAAAAGGUUUCGGUGCGGCGACAGUGCACAAAUGAUCGCCGUUGUAUUUUUGUAAUACACUUUUAUCUAAUAAAUUGUUAAUGUAAACACGCGAA